Molecule: messenger RNA, 1111 nt
Organism: Prosopis cineraria
Lineage: Eukaryota; Viridiplantae; Streptophyta; Magnoliopsida; Fabales; Fabaceae
Product: reticulon-like protein B8
Exons: 6
Coding region: 222-956 (244 amino acids)
Source: RefSeq, a predicted model, not a curated record
CGGUAGGUGGAUCACUUGGGUUGGUCAACGACGACCGUUUCCACUUUGAAGCAGAAACUUGUAAGAGAUUCCGCAUGCAGUUUUCAACACCUGCAGAUUCUUCCAACGCCAUUUUAAUCCCUCAUCAUCCACCAUCUUUUCUCUCUGCUUUUCCCUUUUGCUUUAAUCUACGUCGAUUCCCCUGCGCACUCUGGUUUAUAUUUUAGAGAAGAUCUGUAACUAUGGCUGACAAAAUCUCAGCUGAGAACCUCCUUAACAACCUCAUGGAUACAUUUGCUGAGAAGCGGAAACCUGUUUCAUUCUUUGAGGGAGAGAGUUCAAACUCACUGCAUUCUCAGUUUAGGAGACUUUUUGGACGUCAGAAGCCUGUGCACCAUCUUUUAGGGGGUGGAAAAUCUGCUGAUGUCUUAUUAUGGAGGGACAAGAAGAUUUCUGCUAGUGUUUUAACUAGUGCAACAUCUGUAUGGGUGCUUUUUGAAUGGCUUAAUUAUCAUCUCCUGACUCUUGUAUGCUUUGCUCUGGUUCUUAUCAUGCUUGUGCAGUUUGUUUGGUCAAAUGCUUCUGGCUAUUCUAGCAGUGUUCCAUCUGAAGUUCCACGCCUUGCUCUCCCAGAAGAUUUCUUUGUCAACAUCGCAAAAACAGUAGGUGCUGAGGUUAACCGGGGUUUGAGGUUUAUUCAAGAUGUUUCUUGUGGAGGAAACUUGAAGCAAUUUCUUGUUGUUGUUGGUAGCUUGAUGUCUGCGGCUGUGAUUGGAGGCUGGUGCAAUUUUCUCACUGUCAUUUAUAUUGGUUUUGUGGCUGCACACACACUCCCAGUUCUGUAUGAAAGGCACGAAGAUGAAGUCGACAACUUCGUGUACAAGAUUCUUGAUGAGAUGCAGAACCGCUUAAGCCUUGAUGCUGGUUUUCUCAGCAGGAUCUCCAAGGGAAAGCUCAAAGGAAAGAAGUAUGAUUAAAUUGUUAAUAAUGCUCAACGUGAUGGUUUUAACUUGAAUAAAGUUGUUUUUAAUAUUCUGCUUCAAUGUAGUGUCUUGGAUGCUGUUAAUGCUUUUCUGUUUCAAAGUUUUGGUCUUGGAACCCUUUUCAGUUUCAACCAUUGAUUUGGAAGGCA